AUGACACCAAACAAACGUAUUUUUGAUUCAUAUUCUGAUCUUGAAAAAUUUGUUCGUACUGCUAUUGAUACAAGGAUAAUUCCAUAUGUUACUGUUCAUUUUAGUCAACCUUGGCAUGAUAAUAUUGGUCAUGCACUUUUUGAUGGACUUUAUCCAGCAUAUGUUGCACUUAUUCGUUUUUCUCCAAGACAUCUUCAUCCUUUUCGAAUACUUGCUGGAUUAGGCGACUGUAAUGUAUGUUGGAGUGAAGAUAUUUAUAGUCGUUUUGGUGGUCUGGGAAUUCUUAAACAAAUCAAUUUAAAUAAAAUGUCAAGAGGAAAUUGGUUUAUGUUCGAAGAACUUAUUAUGGGUAGUGGAACUUUGUGUCAUCGUUGUAUACAACCUAAUUUACAAUUAAGUGGUGGUGUUGAAUUAGAUGCUUCAAGACUUUUUCGUGAUAAAAUGUAUCAACAGUAUGGUCUUGUUCAACCAAUUGUUCGACAAAAAUCUUCAUCUGAAAAACGAACUUCUCAUGAUCUUCUUUUAGCAUAUGUUAUUGAUAACCAACGUUUUACAAGUAAUGAUCGAAAAGAAAUCAAUGCUGCUAUAACUGAAAUAAAUAAAUAUACGAAUUCAUAUUUAAAUAAAACUUCAAAUAGCACAACUAAAUUACAAUGGCCAUUAGUUCAUGUCUCUUAUCUUUCCUACAAUCAAAUGAAAGCUCGAGACCUUAGUUCCAUUCAAGUAAAUGCAACACCAUUUGAUUCUCAAUCACCAACAUAUGAAUUAAUUGAAAAUGAUUUCAGAGGUCAAUUAAAAACUUUUCGUCAAAUGGAUAUUCAUAUUACUGGGCCAGGUACUAGACAAAUGUAUCAAACAUUUUUAUCAGAUGGAUCUGUAACUAUUAAUCUUGGAGGUAUAAGACCAUUUGGAACAGAAAACACAGAAAGAGCAUAUAGUUCAUAUCUUGAACAAUAUAUGACAAGUGGUACACCUUAUAUCAAAGGUCUUUAUUAUCCAAUUAAUAAACGAAAUAAAGGUAUUAAAAAAGAUGAAAUAAUUAAAUUAAUUCGACAAGCAUCUCAAAUUAUUUUACAAGGUUUUUCAUUACCAGUCAAUGCUCGAGACAAUCUAGCACCUGAUGGACAAUUAUUUGUUGAAAUGUGUGAAAAAGAUAAAGAAUUUUGUUCUUUAGUUACAAUGAGAACAGAUGAUAAACAUUUAACUUGUUUAGACAUAUGGGUAGAAGAUUUUGUACAUGAACAUCGUCAAUGGCAAUUAGGAGGUUUUAUAGAUAAUGGUCGAAAUAUUAGUUGUCCUUUUAAUCAUUCAUUGUUACAUGAAUUAAGAGAAAAAUAUGGAAUUAAACACAAACAAACGAAUCAUUGA
Rotaria sp. Silwood1 is the source of this 1368-nucleotide messenger RNA. Lineage: Eukaryota; Metazoa; Rotifera; Eurotatoria; Philodinida; Philodinidae. The record is from the annotation of a GenBank genome assembly.